AUGCUCAACUGGGUUGCCACCAGGCCCAGUGGGUACCACUUCACCAACAACCUCUGUACUCCCAUCAUUGCAUACUGCAACAACCUCAUGCUCCUCGCCAACCGUGCCUCCAACAUGACUGUAAUAUUCUCCCAACUGCUCCAAUUUUCCAAAUGGACUGGUUUGGAGUUCAAUCCCACCAAGUCCACAUACACGUCGACCCAAGCCAGCUGGAGCGACCACACAGUUUACAUGCGUAAAAAGGUCAUCGCCCACCUCAACCUGGAGCGUAAUCGUCGACUCACCAUGGACAAUCAGAUAUAUCUCACCAACAUGGUCCUCAACGCCCACGUUGCAUACGGCCUGCACAGAUGGUCGGACAUCUUUCGCAAUGGCGUGCUACUCCCGCUACCCCACAUCACCCACACGCUGGGCAUCGCCCUCACUGCCCAGGAAUACCACCUGAUCGCGUCCUCGGCCACUCUCGCCACGCCCAGUCGGGCCGGUCCGGUUGAGGUAGCCGAGGCGCGCCUGAGGGAGGUCAACCGAUUUUCCAUCUCGGCAGAGGAACUGUGCGUCGGCGAGUCGGCUGCCGGCGCGGUGUACUACGGCAAGGGCUCCCACAAGGCUAGAUAUGGUGCCUUACCCGUGCGGGCCGUGCGCCACCACUUCUACUGGCGCCGCGCGCCGGGAGGACCUACCCCCAUCCCGGCUCCCGCGGCUGCUGCCGCUGACACUAAUAGAAAGGUCAAGUGGCUUGCCAGGCAACUGGUCGACCAGGGCCAGUUGUGCCCCGCUUGCGGGGUGGACAAGGAAACGAACAUGCACCCCUUCUCAGCUAACUGCCCGGCUAACGUGGACAUAGCUACCCGCACGGCCCAACAGGUACAAAGCCUCAUACUCGCCGCUGCAACUACUGCUGACCCCGUCGCCACUGAUAUUCCCCUGUGGUUUCACGCUGGCAACGCUACACUCGGCACCGCCCCCUGCGCAUAUGCCCCCUUCGAAGAGCUUCGUCAGUAUGCUCCGGAUAUGGGCACCCUUGGUUACGUCCCCAGCGCGCUACGCAACGCGCUUGACUAUUAUGGUAUCCCUGAUAAGGGCACCCUCAUUCGAAACAUUGCUGUUACCAUCGCCAAAGGUGCACACUCUAUCUGGCUGGCCCGAUGUAAAACCCUCGUGGACAGUAACGCCUGGAAGACGGCGCACGAUAGCGCCAAAUCCCUAGUGGAGGCCGGCGCAUAG
This is a messenger RNA of Acanthamoeba castellanii str. Neff, 1224 nucleotides long. RefSeq lists its product as uncharacterized. The transcript is spliced from 4 exons. Bases 1 to 1224 code for a protein of 407 amino acids. The record is from RefSeq and is a predicted model, not a curated record. NCBI's taxonomy places the organism in Eukaryota, Discosea, Longamoebia, Acanthamoebidae.